Messenger RNA from Dermacentor silvarum, 448 nucleotides. RefSeq names its product defensin-like. The record is from RefSeq and is a predicted model, not a curated record. The transcript has 4 exons. The coding region runs from base 172 to 396 and encodes 74 amino acids. Gene Ontology annotation, biological process: defense response. Lineage: Eukaryota; Metazoa; Arthropoda; Arachnida; Ixodida; Ixodidae.
AUAUAAGCCAAGAAGCUUGUCCUAGGUGUAGUGUCUUUUUUGCAGGACUUCUAUCCUAGCAGUGCUUUCAAACUCGGAGCUUUCUAGCAGUAACUGGAAGCCUUGCUUCGCUAGUAGCAUUCACUCGAGUCAACUGGAACCUUGUGCCUUGAGUCCUGUUUGGCUUCCAACAUGAAGAUCUUCUCCGUCGUCGUCCUGCUGACGGUGCUGACCGCAAUCCUGGCCUCGGCAUCUGCUGCUGAGGAAGGAAGUGAAAAGGCACACCACAGGGUCCGACGAGGCUUUGGCUGCCCCUUGAGUGCGUGGAUUUGCAACUGGCACUGCCAGAACAUUGGCCGCAAAGGAGGCUACUGCGGGAACAGAUUCCGAAGAACCUGCUACUGCUUCUGGAAGUGAACCUCGCUCGGAUUUCAGCUGCGAAUAAACAUUACAGGCAAGCACAGCGUGA